Molecule: messenger RNA, 1419 nt
Organism: Pseudovirgaria hyperparasitica
Lineage: Eukaryota; Fungi; Ascomycota; Dothideomycetes; Acrospermales; Acrospermaceae
Product: putative ATP-dependent RNA helicase
Exons: 2
Coding region: 1-1419 (472 amino acids)
Molecular function (GO): ATP binding; RNA helicase activity; nucleic acid binding
Source: RefSeq, a predicted model, not a curated record
AUGUCCACGGAGAAGAAGCGAAAGCGCGAGCGCGAUGGCUCUGCGCCUAAGACUAAGGUUGCAAAGAUUGAAGAAUCGACCCACGCCUCAAAACCUGCGAAGUCUCCAACACCAGUACCAGACGAGCCUGCGCCUGUGGCGAAGAAAACGUUCGAAGACCUGGGAGUGAUUGAUUCACUAUGCGAAGCUUGCGUAGCACUGGGGUACAAACACCCUACGCCAAUUCAAUCUGAGUCAAUUCCAGUAGCGCUUCAAGGUCGCGAUAUCGUGGGACUGGCAGAGACGGGCAGUGGGAAGACCGCUGCAUUUGCUCUUCCGAUACUACAAGAUCUCCUCGACAAGCAACAGUCCUUUUUCGGGCUUGUUCUUGCGCCGACUCGCGAACUCGCAUACCAAAUAGAGAAGGCUUUCACCGCGCUGGGAUCUCUCAUAAAUGUAAAAUGCGCUGUCUUGGUCGGAGGCAUGGAUAUGAUGGCACAGUCUAUUGCACUAGGCAAGAAACCACACAUCAUCGUCGCGACGCCUGGUAGACUUCUAGAUCAUUUAGAGAAUACCCGCGGCUUUUCCCUUAAGAAUCUUAAGUACCUUGUCAUGGACGAAGCAGACCGCCUCCUCGACCUCGACUUCGGCCCUAUCCUAGACAAGAUAUUGAAGGUUCUUCCAAGAGAAGGUCGCCAUACAUAUCUCUUCAGUGCAACCAUGUCGUCCAAAGUCGAGCAACUCCAGCGCGCAUCCCUACAUAAUCCCAUCAAAGUAUCGAUCUCAAAAUCUUCACAUCAGACCGUCGAAACACUACUCCAGUACUGGAACCUCAUUCCACACAAGUAUAAAGAUCUCUACCUCGUUCAUAUGCUCUCAGAGGCUAUCGGACAUACCGCAAUCGUGUUUACUCGGACCGUCAACGAAGCCCAUCGUAUUUCCAUCCUACUGCGCUCACUUGGCAUCUCAGCAAUCCCGCUUCACGGUCAAAUGUCCCAAUCCGCCCGUCUCGCAUCACUCAACAAAUUUCGCUCACGAGGGCGUGAUAUCCUUGUCGCUACCGACGUCGCCGCACGUGGUCUCGACAUUGAGAAUGUCGACCUCGUUGUCAACUUUGACCUCCCGCAAGACUCGGAGACUUACGUGCACCGUGUUGGUCGCACAGCCAGAGCAGGGAAGAGCGGUAAGGCGGUGACGCUGGUCACUCAGUACGACAUCGAGCCGUUCCAACGCAUUGAGAUGGCACUCGGCAAGAAAUUGCCCCAGGCGACGGUGGAAAAGGAUGAGGUCAUGGUGUUGAGUGAGCGAGUCGGCGAGGCGCAGAGGGAGGCUGUACGCCAGAUGAAGACCCUACAUGAGGAUAGAGGGAAAAAAGGCGCCGCUAUGAGGGGUAGAAGGAAAGGUGGCGGGAGAGAUGCUAUGGACAGGGACGAGGGGUAG